Molecule: messenger RNA, 2682 nt
Organism: Aspergillus viridinutans
Lineage: Eukaryota; Fungi; Ascomycota; Eurotiomycetes; Eurotiales; Aspergillaceae
Product: putative C6 transcription factor QutA
Exons: 3
Coding region: 1-2682 (893 amino acids)
Biological process (GO): positive regulation of transcription by RNA polymerase II; DNA-templated transcription
Molecular function (GO): DNA binding; zinc ion binding; DNA-binding transcription factor activity, RNA polymerase II-specific
Source: RefSeq, a predicted model, not a curated record
AUGAGCAACGAUAUGCGCCAAGCCCCAGGGGCUGGUAGCAGGUCCAAACGGCGAUUGACCGACGCCGACGAAGAUGCCAGACGCAUGGCUGCUGACGACAAUUCCGCGCAAUCCAAGCGACAGCGAGUGUCGCGUGCCUGCGACAGCUGUCGCUCCAAGAAGGAUAAAUGCGAUGGGGUGCAGCCGGUCUGCUCGACUUGCGCAUCAUUAUGUCGACCUUGCACUUAUAAGGCCAACCCCAAGAAGCGGGGUUUGCCGACCGGAUACAUUCGCACGCUGGAGUUGCUGUGGGGACUAGUCUUUUGCAAGAUUAAGGGGAGUGAGGAUGUGGUCCGCGCCUUGCUCAGGGCAGCCAAUAUGCCGAGUCACCUGGCUACUAUGGGCAAAGAGACGGAGGGUUCCGAUGACCUUGUUUCGUCCUGGAAGAAUAGCAUUGUUCUCAAGGAGAUAGAGCGCAUGUUGACUUUUUUGGACCAGCCUGAAGAGGAACAGGACAAGGCAAUUCGAGGACCUGGGGAGACGGACUCUCCGGAAGCUGGGGGGAGCAGUGCGCUCUCGGACACCCUCGAGUGGCAGCUACCUGAAGGUGUCACAGAUGCGUGUCGAGAAUCACGGACUUCUUGUCUAUCUCCUUCCAAAACGCCCUCAUCUGGACCUUUCCCCAGUCACCUGCCACCUCGUACCACAAAAGACAGCGGCACCCAGACGGUCCUCAGUCCAAAUACCAUUGGCGCCUCUACAGAGAGCCUGUUGUCGCAGCCUUUCAUACAUUCGCAAGCCUCAAACCCCCCUCGACUUCCCUCCAAUGUGUGGACACUGCUUGAUGUCUACUUUUCUUACACGCAGUGUUGGUUUCCCAUUCUCGAGAAGCAUGAUAUACUUCGAACAGCAUUCCGGCAGUCUGAAGAUAAUGUGCAAAUUUCGCCUCGGACCGCAGGAUCCGGGGACUAUGCUGCCCUUUGGGCAGUUUUGACUCUGGCGUCCAUGCAAGAGAGGUCUAUCGCCGCCACACGUCAGGUGGCCGGUUCCCCAAACCGGCCACGCUCUAGUCAGCUGUACGCCACAGCGAAAAUAUUGAUACCCGCCGAGGAUGACAUUCAUGAGAUUGGGCAUGUGCAGGCGCUUUUGAUAUUAUCCUUAGUUAAACUCGGACAACAAGAAUGGAAUGCUGCAUGGAUGCUGGUAGGGCAAGCGGUUCGAAUUGCACGGUGGCUGGGUUUGGGAUCUCCACUGACUGGCGUGGCUGGAGAUGAGAAGGGCUCGGCACGGUCAGAACAUGUCUUUUUAGGCUGUUUCGUACUGGAAACACUGAUUGCCAUCAAAACUGGUCAGGCACCGUCGCUACGCAAAGAGGAUCUUGUCAAGACCGGCCCGAUCAAUGAGGAUGGUCUGGAGGAAUGGCAUCCUUGGGAAGAUCAGACCGGUCUGCGACCCGCAGAAUCGUCGCGUGGUCCUUCCCACCGUGGGCCCCUUCAUGCUCUCAGCACAUUCAACCGGCUGGUCUCUUUGAUGUGUAUCUUGAACGAGGCUUCUUGCACAAAGCAAUUGGAGAACAAUCCGACACCACAACUCGAGGCGCUGGAACGCCAGUUACAACAUUGGGUGUCGGCCCUCCCCAAAAGCUACCGUGUUGACUUGCAAAGUCCGACAAGGCUUGCCCCGCCUCAUAUAUUCGGAUUGGAAAAUGAUGGUGAUAAACACAUGUCAGACACGAGAAAGAGUUAUGCGAUUGAGAGCUUAAAGAGACUCCUGCUGCUGUUGCAGAAGUACAUGGAAACUUAUAGCCUGGCGGCGACAAGCCCAAUUUUCGGAAUGCUUUUGACGUUUGGUAUCUCCUCGGGGGAGAGACAAGAUGCGCCAGGGGUGUUUGAACUUGAUCUUGGGCUCAAGAACAAACUUGAAGCGUACUCAUCGCAUCUUUCUACGGUAUGGUCGCAGGACAGCGCGACAGAGGGAGCUGGCUUCUCACUGAGAGCGGAGGAUGCGAUCGUACCGAUGUCGGCAGCUGACCGGCUAACUCAUCUACAUAACGUUGAUGCAUCUGCUCGACGUGCGUCGUCGGACAGUAUGGCUGGCCAUCCUGCCUUGCAGCCCUUGGGUGGCAGUGGACAACACGAGAUUCGGGCUAUGUUCUCCACACCGGACUCGUUCUUGACAAGUGCCUGGGCAAGGACGCCGAGUGUCGAAGACAACGUUGCUCUGUCUCUACCUACACCUUCCGUCAGGGGAACCGCCGGACCUUCGCAUCACGCCUCCCAACUACAAAUCCCCACCCAGAGACCUCAUUCUUCGAUCUCGUCCGCUCCAAAGCUCAUCAGUGACAGAAGUACAAUACCAGACAUACCGUCGCCCUUUCCCGUAAACAMGCCCCAGUACCAGCAGACGUAUAGUGAUCCGAAUCUACACCUUGGGACAUUUGUUGAUAUUGACGGAUAUGCAUCUUUACGCCGACCGCGAAUCGCGCCAGACCUUGAUGCAUUGUUUGACGAGCUGGCAUCGUUGGAUGGUACCGAGAAGGGUGACAACCAGCCCGAGUUUAUGCAGAAUCUAGGGUUUGUCCCUGACGCCGGGCUUUCGGGGCUGUACUCGUACUCCAGUCAAGAGCCUUUUCUCCUGGCACAGACGCAGCAACUUUCCGAGGGUUCUGCGGUCGUACACCGAGAACGACAGCCGAAGAGAUGA